GAUUGGUUGAAAGAGUGCGAUACGUCAGUCGCUCCCGCGGAAGUACCGAGGGUUAUGCUGCAUCGAUCACAGCUGGUGACAGAGACGUUUACCUGUAAAUACAAGUAUAACAAUGAGCUGAGGCUCCCCAAACCCGACUUUCUCAAUGAUGAACGACAAACUGGUGUUCCUGGGUCUCCUUUAUUUCAUCCAGGGCAUUCCGUAUGGCCUGCAGUCUUCUUUGCUCCCAGUGUACCUGCGUGGUGCUGGCCACUCCCUCACCAACAUCAGCCUCACCAAAAUCCUCUAUUUCCCCUGGGUGCUCAAGGUGUUCUGGGCCCCUCUGGUGGAUCGAACUGGCACCAAGCGCUGCUGGUUAGUGGGCACAGUGGCUGGUCUGGCUCUCACCUGUUUGGUAAGCGCUACCAUCUCACCUGAUGUUCAGUACAUUGGCGUAGCGGGCUCCCUGCUCGCUAUGAACCUGCUGGCAUCAGUGCAGGACAUUGCGGCGGACGGGGCGGCCGUGCGGCUACUCAGGGGUCAGGGGGAGCUGGGUCUAGGAAACACUGUGCAGGUGGUGGGGUAUAAAGCUGGGUCUGUCUUUGCUGGAGGGGGGCUCCUGGCUGUGAUUGAUGUUGCAGGCUGGGGGUGGAUGUUCACCCUGCUUGCGUGCGUGUACGGUGGUGUUGCUCUGUUCGUAUGGGGUGCCCCGGUGUUGGAUGGAGAGUCUCAGCGGGGACAGGGAGAAGGACGGAGAGGGUCAAAGGAUGUGAUGCAGCCAUGGAAGGUGUGGAGGAAGCUCUUGUCUGUGCCAGGAACGCCAUGGACAAUGUUCUACGUUCUCACUUACAAACUAGGUGAACAGGGGGCCGUCACCAUGUUUCCUCUCUUCCUGCUGGACCACCACAUGACAGCCAGAGAGCUCGGGCUGUGGAACGGGGUGGUUGCCAUGGCGUUUUCCAUCUGUGGCUCAUCAAUCGGGGGCUUCUUGCUCUCUCAGUACAGUAUUGGCUUGCUGAUGAGACGUGUGUUUAUGAUGCGGACUGUCAGUAUGGUCUUCCAGAGCUCACUUCUCAUAGUGCUGGAGCCCUCGGUCUUGAUGAAAGGUAUGGCAGUGUUGAGUCUGAGUUUGCAGCAUUUCAUAGCUGGUCUCAUCACCACUCUGACUUUCACCACAAUGAUGAACUGCACACAGAGAGCUGAGGAGAGCAUACAGGCCACCCACUACAGUUUUCUGGCCACUCUGGAGGUCCUGGGGAAACUGAGUUUUAGUGCCCUGGCUGGAGGUAUGGUGGACACUGUGGGCUUUCCCAUAGCCUUCAUCCUUUUCCUCUUCCUCACCUCCAGCAGUGCCCUGCACGUGUGGAGGGCCACAGAGACUGGCAUCCUGAAGGAGCAGCUCAAAGAGCAGCCACAGUGACCAGAGUUAGCCUUUGAGAGACAGUGUGUGUGUAUGGCUAGGUGAAAGAGAGGGAAAUUGAAUCUUAUGCUUUGCAUAAGAUAUUGGUGACCAAAUAGCCAGUGAAAUUA
This is a messenger RNA of Carassius auratus (goldfish), 1509 nucleotides long. RefSeq names its product major facilitator superfamily domain-containing protein 3-like. Lineage: Eukaryota; Metazoa; Chordata; Actinopteri; Cypriniformes; Cyprinidae. Gene Ontology annotation, biological process: transmembrane transport. Gene Ontology annotation, cellular component: membrane. The transcript is spliced from 6 exons. Gene Ontology annotation, molecular function: transmembrane transporter activity. The record is from RefSeq and is a predicted model, not a curated record. The coding region runs from base 146 to 1399 and encodes 417 amino acids.